Molecule: messenger RNA, 723 nt
Organism: Ascochyta rabiei
Lineage: Eukaryota; Fungi; Ascomycota; Dothideomycetes; Pleosporales; Didymellaceae
Exons: 1
Coding region: 1-723 (240 amino acids)
Source: RefSeq, a predicted model, not a curated record
AUGAAAUUCUCAUUCGCCCUGUUCACUUUUCUACAGCUAUCACAUGCCUUGCAUAUCCGCCUUGAGGGGCGUAACGCCGAGAAGCCACAACUCAAACGCAUAAUACAAGACUUGUCGUCGACCGAGCUCAGCGCAACGCUUUCCACAGCUGCCUCCAAUGCACAGAAACCGAAAAAACCAAUACCAUGGUGGAAGCUCCCUAACACUGACAACGGAGAGAUGAACGCCCUCACUGGACAGCAGUUUUAUCCCUUCGAUGACGACGACGACAACAACGGAAAUAACGACAACACGGGCGUCACUCCAGGCAACAUCGUCUGUCCUAUCAGCAAGUGCCAGAUUGGUGGAGUGUUGAACAAAGACUACUGUGGACCGCAUGCGCGAUGCGUAGGAAACUACUGCCAAUGCAACCUUGGAUGGAAACCGGCAAGCAACAUACCCAUGGCUCGAGGUUGGACCGGUCUUGAGGCACUCACUGUUUGGGUGGACAUGGCGCACACAGGAUGUGCUGAGCGUUGCAACAGUCUAUCGUGUUCAGAGGUUCCGCAGGUGAAGGGGUGCUUUGAUGCGCAGGGCAAACAUGACGAGAAUAAGGUGGGGGAUGAUCAGGAGCUGGCAACUGAUGGUCUACACUUGGGCGCGAUCAAAGCUCCGGGGGCAGAUGCCGGUAUGGAAUAUGUGGCCGGAGUCGCCGAUGCUGGUGGUAUUGGGCAGGCCACCUGA